AUGGACCGCAGUGACCGUAGUGUAGACGGCAUUGCGACCCUCAACUCCUCCCUGUCGUCUGUCUCCGUCCGAGACGCCACCGCGAAUCCUCCUCUCGCUACGACUGCUCUCAGCAACUCAUCUAAUUCGUCUUCAACCUCGCUCGUUCACUUAUCUAACCCUUCCUCCGUCUCCUCAACUCCUCAACAUGUGCCUUCCAUGAUGGAAGUGGAAAAUACAGCCAUCGCUGAGGACCGCUCCCGUCGCGCCACCAGUGUCUUGUCUAUGGAUGAUCUCGAAGCUGCACAAGCUCUUGAAGGACUUCGAACAGACUUUGGCGCAUCCCCUAGAUCAUCCCAACACACCACCCCUCCAGAGACCAAAUCACAACCCGAACCACUUCUCUCGCUAUUGACCUCCUCCCACCCCUUGAUAUCAUCUGCGAUCAACGGCUCCGUCUCUGCCUAUACCUCCUCCAAGUCAUAUUCUCCUCGGUUCAAGUCCGGUGCCGAGUUUAUCGAGCGCAACAUCGGCCCGCGCGUCGCGAAUACCGUUGGCAACGUUGGCCGAAAGACAGGCAUGGAAAGUGGUAUACGCUGGGCGUUGCAGAGACACGCCUCCAACUCAUCAGAAUCCAGUCGGUCCAAACGCCGCAAGGUAAGCGGGCAUAAUCAUCCCACGGAGCAAGACUUGGAAAAGGGCUUGGAAGCAACAAUGGACGGCAGAACUGUGCCCGAUGCUCCAGAGCUCUAUCUCAACGAGUCGCUCCCUCCGUACGAUGAUGAAAAGACACCCAACUAUGAUGAGGUUGGUCGGGAGGAUAAAACACGCCAGUCCACAUGGCAGAGUCGAUUGAUGAUUUCGACGUCUGGUCUGGGAGUGGCAAUGAGCGAAGAGUCGCUUCGGAGCUUGCAGUAUUGCCUGACGUGGCUGAAGUGGGCCAAUGGCAGGCUAGGGAAAUCCAUUGUUUCUCUGCAGGAGACGUUGAAGGAAUGGGAAGAUCUCCCGCAGAAAAAUGGAGACGGCACGGUCACCGGCCAAGCAUCGAACCAGACCCAGCUGUCGCAGCGCAUUCAGGCUCUCAAGCAAGAUGUCCUGACUACAUUGAAGCAGGUAGUAGAUGUCGUCUCCAAGUAUGCCGGUGGAGCUCUUCCAGAGAAUGCGCGCCAUCUCGUCCGCCGUCAUCUCACUUCUCUACCUCAACGCUUCCAGAUGGCCUCGACCACCGUGCCAGAGGACAACGGCUCGUCCGAAGCAUCCAGCAAUGCACGUCGGAUCCUUGUCCUUGCGCAAGAAGGAUUGGAUAUGAUGUCACAGGUCAGUGGGGUGGUCAAUGACACCCUGGUCAGUGCUGAGCACUGGUGCGAGCGGCUGGGCCGCAAGCGUCCGGAGAAGAACACCAGCGAGGCACAGCCGCGGGAGUACCCUUCGGACACCAAGCAGCCUAUCUCGGACACACAAGACACGACAAUGGCUGGUACGGAGAAGACAUAA
This is a messenger RNA of Aspergillus calidoustus, 1473 nucleotides long. The record is from the annotation of a GenBank genome assembly. NCBI's taxonomy places the organism in Eukaryota, Fungi, Ascomycota, Eurotiomycetes, Eurotiales, Aspergillaceae.